Molecule: messenger RNA, 658 nt
Organism: Erythranthe guttata (spotted monkey flower)
Lineage: Eukaryota; Viridiplantae; Streptophyta; Magnoliopsida; Lamiales; Phrymaceae
Product: cytochrome b-c1 complex subunit 6-1, mitochondrial
Biological process (GO): mitochondrial electron transport, ubiquinol to cytochrome c
Cellular component (GO): respiratory chain complex III
Source: RefSeq, a predicted model, not a curated record
GUUAGUUUACCCAACCAGAUCCCCCCAAACCUACUUUUCCCCUUCACAAAUUAAUCUUUACGCUUUCCUCCUCACUAUCUCCACCCUAACUCCGCCGCAAACCCUCAUCCCCUCCGGUUGCUUUCGCUCGAUCUCUUACGUUUUAACUAUGGCUGACGACGAGCCUGUAGAUCCAAAGAGGGAGCUUGAAGACCGAUGCAAGGCACCAUGCACAAGGCCACUUAAAGAAUAUAAGGCUUGUGCUAAAAGAAUUGACGGUGAUGAUUCUGGACACAAACACUGCACCGGACAAUACUUUGACUACUGGCGCUGUGUUGACAAAUGUGCUGCCAGUAAGCUAUUUUCUCAUCUUAAGUAAAAAGAAAACCUCAAUCGGUAUUUCCUAGAGACAAAUUACCCUUUUCGUCCUUUAAAAAAAACCCUAUAGCGAUUCAUUUUGUUGCGUUUUUCGCGACGAAUUGAUGAUGGCUAUGCAGAUAACUCCUUGGCUACAUUGAUUUUGUUGAGAUUUGGAGACUUUGUGGUAUCAAUAAAGAAAAAAUAAGAAUUGUGGUAUUGAGUUUAAUAUGCCUUUUUUGCAAGUUUGAGAUUAUUGUGAUUUGAUUGGUCUAAAUUAUAUUUGGUACUACAUUAUUUAAGAGUUGAUUAGCUUAUUUUA